AUGAGUACUACUUUUGUUAACAUUCUUCUCUCUCUCUCUCUCUUUGAUUUCUUCUUUACCUCAUCAUUUGCAUAUAGUAACCGCCACUUUCUUUCAUCGACAACCACCAUUUCACCCACCCAAAAAGCAGAAAUGCUCAUAACAUCACCCAACUUGUUCUCUAAGGAUAAUAGUAGCAUUAUCAAGGAUAACCCUUUAGUCCAUGAUGUUCCAAGACUAGUUGAGAAGAAAUUAAAAUUUCCUCUUCUUUAUGACGACCCUUCUAUUGAAGAUCUUGGUGAUUAUGCUGGUUAUUACUCGCUUCCGCAUACGGUAGGUGCGAGAAUGUUCUACUUCUUCUUUGAAUCACGAAAUAGCGAGAAUGACCCAGUUGUGAUAUGGUUAAGUGGAGGACCUGGAGCCAGUUGUGCUAUUGCAUUAUUUUAUGAAAAUGGUCCUUUUCAUAUCAAAGACAACAUUUCUCUCAAAUGGAAUGAUUAUGGUUGGGAAAAGGCAUCAAAUAUUAUAUAUGUUGAUCAACCUACUGGAACAGGUUUCAGCUACACAACUGAUUAUCAGAAAGAUAUACGUCACAAUCUAAUUGGUGUCAGUAAUGAUUUGUAUUACUUCUUACAGGAAUUUUUUAUGGCACAUCCUCAGUUUGUUCAAAAUGAUUUCUUUAUAACCGGACAAUCUUACGCUGGACAUUAUGCUCCAGCACUGGCUUCUCGAAUCUGCCAAGGAAAUAAAAAAGGACAAGAUAUUCAUAUAAAUCUUAAGGGACUUGCUAUCGGCAAUGGAUUGACAAAUCUUAAAAUUCAAUACCAAGAAUUACCGGAAUAUGCUUAUAAACAAGAAAGUUUAAUUGAAGAAUCAGAUUACAUACGUAUAAAGGAAUUGGUUCCAAAAUGUGAAUCAUCUAUCGAUGCUUGUGUCAUCACGGGUAGAGAAGAUCCUUGUAUUGCUGCGUAUGUUGCUUGUGAUAGGAUACUAAAUGAGAUCAUUGCCGCUGCUGGGAAUAUAAAUUAUUAUGAUAUUAGAAAGAAGAGUGUGGGUUCUCUUAACUAUGACUUCUCAAACCUGGAGAAUUUUUUGAAUAUGCAAUCAGUAAAGGAAGCUUUAGGAGUUGGAGAUAUAUCAUUUGUCUUAUCGAACACCAUGGUAUUUGACGCAUUGAUUAGAGAGUGGGCAAAGAAUUUUGCCGUUGGAAUUCCUAAGCUACUUUCGGAUGGAAUCAAGGUCCUUAUCUACGCAGGAGAUCAGGAUCUAAUGUGCAAUUGGGUUGGAAAUCUUCGGUGGGUAUCUAAAAUGAAAUGGUAUGGAAGAGAAGAGUUUGAGAAAGUUUCACGUGUUUCAUUUGUUGUUGAUGGUGAGGAAGCAGGACUAGUGAGAAACUACGGACCUCUCACUUUCAUCAAGGUUUAUAAAGCUGGUCACUUGGUUCCAAUGGAUCAACCAAAAAUUGCGCUCCGAAUGAUCCAAAAUUGGAUGACAGGAAACCUUAUUCAUUAA
This is a messenger RNA of Tripterygium wilfordii, 1491 nucleotides long. Its product is annotated as serine carboxypeptidase-like. The record is from RefSeq and is a predicted model, not a curated record. Gene Ontology annotation, molecular function: serine-type carboxypeptidase activity. Gene Ontology annotation, biological process: proteolysis. NCBI's taxonomy places the organism in Eukaryota, Viridiplantae, Streptophyta, Magnoliopsida, Celastrales, Celastraceae. The coding region runs from base 1 to 1491 and encodes 496 amino acids. Gene Ontology annotation, cellular component: vacuole. The transcript is spliced from 9 exons.